AUGGCCAGCGUCCAAGCCGGAGCGGAGAGACGGCGAGGCGAUGCCGAGGCCCCGGACGGAGGCUGGGGUUGGGUUCUGGUCGGGGCCCUGUUCGUCAGCACCGGCCUGGUGUUCGGACUAAUGCGUGGCUUGGGUAUCUUUUUUGUGGAGUUUGUGCAGUACUUUGAGGAGAGCGCUCAAGCUAUCUCGUGGAUCUCCUCCACCGGCCUGGCGGCGCAGCAGUUCUUCAGCCCCCUGGGUGCAGCCUUGUCUAAUGCGUAUGGCGCACGGCCGGUGGUGAUGGCGGGAGGCUUCCUAGCGGGAGUUGGUUUCGUCCUGGCCUCGCGGGCCACUUGUCUGCUUCACCUCUACCUCAGCAUGGGACUCAUUUCAGGAUUAGGUUGGGGACUGGUCUUCACGCCCAUGGUAGCCACGGUUAUGGCAAGCUUCACCCGGCGGCGCACCUUCGCCUUGGGGCUGGCGUUCUCCGGGAUCGGCGUGGCUUCCUUUACGUUCAACCCCCUCUUUCAGUUCUUAGUGGAGACCUACGCCUGGCGCGGGGCCCUGCUUAUCCUGGGCAGCCUCAGCCUCAACAUCGUACCGUGCGGGGCACUCAUUCGGUCACGGCGUCGACCUAAGGUCCAGGCAAAGGUGGAGGCAGAGAGCGGGCGGUCAUGCGGCGGCGCGAUUCAGCGGGUGGCCUCCUACUUGGAGCUGUCGCUGCUUUGCGAGCGGCCUUAUCUCACCUAUACAUUGGCCAUCACGCUACUCAACGUGGGCUAUUUUGUGCCAUAUGUCCACCUGGUGGCCCACAGCCGGCACGUCGGCUUCUCCGAGUACCAGGCCGCCUUUGUCACCUCCGCCGCCGGAGUCACUGACAUCUUAGGCCGCCUGGUUUCAGGCUGGUUUUCGGACCUAGGACACUUUAGGCUCAUCCACCUGCUAAGCGCUUGGACGACGCUCGCCGGGCUGUUCAUUGCUCUGCUGCCAGUCAGUACCCUGUGGGGCUCCUACGCCGGCCUGGUGGCCGUAAGUCUCCUCUAUGGGUUCUGCUCUGGGGCGCUGACCUCCCUGGCAUUCACGGUGGUGCCAACGGUGACCGGCCCCGAGCGCGUGAUGGGGGCGCUCGGACUGCUGCAGCUUAUCGAGAGCUGGGCAGGAUUGCUGGGAACGCCCCUGUCAGGGUUGCUCCGGGACGUCACGGGCGACUACACGGCCUCCUUCAUGGUAUCUGGUUCCUUCCUUAUCCUCGGCACGCUAACCAUGGCCACGCUGCCGCACUACUUCUCCUGCACGGAUCCGCCAUUGUCAACUCCACCUGACGCGGAGGCCCGACGUCUCAGCUCGGAGACAGAACAAUCCAAUGACUUCAAUCGCUGA
This is a messenger RNA of Nerophis lumbriciformis (worm pipefish), 1359 nucleotides long. The record is from RefSeq and is a predicted model, not a curated record. Lineage: Eukaryota; Metazoa; Chordata; Actinopteri; Syngnathiformes; Syngnathidae.